Chlorocebus sabaeus (green monkey) is the source of this 696-nucleotide messenger RNA. Its product is annotated as gem-associated protein 2-like. The record is from RefSeq and is a predicted model, not a curated record. Gene Ontology annotation, cellular component: spliceosomal complex; SMN complex; nucleus. Gene Ontology annotation, biological process: spliceosomal snRNP assembly; spliceosomal complex assembly. Lineage: Eukaryota; Metazoa; Chordata; Mammalia; Primates; Cercopithecidae.
ACCAUGGUUCGGGUACCAGCAGAGUCUGCAAUGGAAGAGUUGACGCCUCAGCUAUUGUCAGCAGAGCUCUGCAACUUGAUGGAAGGUUUUGAUCCCUUGGUUCCCCUGAGGACACCUCAGGAAUGCCUGAGGCGGGUCCAGAUCGAAGCAGCACAAUGUCCAGAUGUUGUGGUAGCACACAUUGACCCAAAGAAGUUGAAAAGGAAGCAAAGUGUGAAUAUUUUUCUUUCAGGAUGCCAACCGGCCCCUGAAGGUUAUUCUCCCACACUUCAGUGGCAACAGCAACAAGUGGCACUGUUUCCAACUGUUGGACAGAAUGUGAACAAACAUAGAAGUCACUGGAAAUCACAACAGUUGGAUAGUAAUGUGACGUUGCCAAAAUCUGAAGAUGAAAAAGGCUGGAAGAAAUUUUCUCUGGGUGAAAAGUUAUGUGCUGAUGGGGCUGUUGGACAAGCCACAGUCGAAAGUCCCGGAGUAGAUUCUGCACAAGGAAGAUGGCUUUAUGCUUUAUGGACUUGUCUGGAAAAGCCUUUAUUACCUCAGGCUCAUUCACUGAUUUGGCAGCUUGCAAGGUGCUGUGAAGUGAGGCUCUUAGUGGAGAGCAAAGAUGAUGAGAAGGUUCCUGCUUUGAAUUUAUUAGUCUGCUUGGUUAGCAGGUAUCUUGACCAAUGUGAUUUAUCUGAUGUGCUAUCUUGA